AUGUCCCUCCACCACCUCCCAAAUGAGCUGCUCCUCCACAUCGCCGACUACCUCACACCUGGUUCCCGCUCUUCUCUCCUCGCCAUCAGCCACUUACUCUGCACACUCCUUACCCCCUACUCAUCCAAUGGGCCCUCAAGCCAUCCCCAGCGAGGACAGUACCUCGAGACCGCUCGCGUUCUCAUUGCCCAUGAUGGGAGCCUCCCUACCAAAAGUCAUCUCGGUCUCGCCAUAGGCAAUGGCAGCUUCUCAGUCGCAUUCCUCCUCAUGAAACACGGUACCGGCCUGCUUGACUGCACAACCGGCGUGUACCUCAAUAGGACUGGAAUCCCGCUCAUCCCGCAAGCGGCAUGUUACGGCGAUGAGCGGUUGAUGCGGGAGUUUCUCGAUCGAGGAAUCGACGUGAACACGCAGUGUUGGCGGCGGUGCACCGCGCUGACCAUAGCCGCCGAGUACGGGCAUGUGGUGUGUGUUCGGCUCUUGCUAGAGAGGGGUGCGGACAUGACGGUGGUAGAUAGGGAUGGGCGGGCAGCAUGGAAUAUGGCGGCGGAUGGGAAGUACGAACAGGUAUUGAAGUUGUUGAGGGGCACGGGGGCGGAGAAGGUUGUAGUUCAGAGAUCUCACUUACUCGACCCGUUUCCAAUCCCCCCCCUGGCCAACGCCGCGGUCCCCCGUGCAUGA
Molecule: messenger RNA, 681 nt
Organism: Morchella importuna
Lineage: Eukaryota; Fungi; Ascomycota; Pezizomycetes; Pezizales; Morchellaceae
Exons: 2
Coding region: 1-681 (226 amino acids)
Molecular function (GO): protein binding
Source: RefSeq, a predicted model, not a curated record